Messenger RNA from Spizellomyces punctatus DAOM BR117, 896 nucleotides. RefSeq lists its product as uncharacterized. Gene Ontology annotation, biological process: protein import into mitochondrial matrix. The transcript has 3 exons. Gene Ontology annotation, cellular component: TIM23 mitochondrial import inner membrane translocase complex. Bases 43 to 780 code for a protein of 245 amino acids. Lineage: Eukaryota; Fungi; Chytridiomycota; Chytridiomycetes; Spizellomycetales; Spizellomycetaceae. The record is from RefSeq and is a predicted model, not a curated record.
UUUGCUUGUUUCCCUUCAGCAUUUCAUAGAUCAGUGGAAAUCAUGCCAAUAAUCCGCCAUUUAACCCACCGCACAAACCCGCCAGCUGUCAGAUAUCUAUCAGCGAUCCUCCAUUUGCCGAAUAAACAAGACACUUCUUGUCGCCCCCGCCGCAUUUAUGCCUCCACCAGUGCAAAGCAAGAAUCGACAAGCGAGCGUCCAAGAACCGAGUCACGUACAAAGAGACCUAGAAGGGAACAGGUGCCAUGGGCUGAGAUGCGACUUAGUGAGCGAGUUGCCCAUGCCCUGCAAACCCUAGGUUAUACCGGUGUCAUUAUCGUUGGGCUAGGUGUGAUUGGCACAGCAAUCUACUCCAUAGGCCUUGAACUCGUCGAUCAAACCGAUGCUUGGAAGGUGUACGAUGAUGCCUUGGAACGAGUUAUGAACAGCGAAGAAGUACAGAAACUUGUGGGGAUACCCAUGACUGGAUUGGCUGAUGAGGGUGGACGGAGAGGAAAAUCGCUAAGCCAUCACAUAGUGGAAGAUCCGACUUCAGGGAAAACCCUGCUUAUGAAAUUCUACAUUAAAGGAGCAAAGUCAUCUGGGACAGUACAUGUGGAAAUGGUCCAGAAUAAGGAAACCUCUCGAUGGGAUUACCAACUCCUCCUUGUGGAUAUUGCACAGCAUGGCGGCUCGAAAAGAGUUAUUGUAACAGACAAUAGACCCAUCUUCACGAUGUCAGAUCCGGAGCGACGGGGCUGGUUUGGUUUCGGUUCUGCGCGAGGAAUCCGAAGGGUUUAGGGGAUCAUCAUUUAAUUUGUAAAUAUCGACAAUUAUUUCAUAUAUUUUGCGUCAUGUCAUCAUAAUUCUCGACUCAUUUGUCGGACACCAAAUAGGUAAUUCGUCGUCUGGGGCGA